UCCACUUUCACUUCAUAUAUUUUCUGUUUCUUUUACUUGUUCCUUUUGCACCCACAAAAAAUGUCUAUGCCACCUUCUUCCCCUCUAGUAUUCUCAGUGAGGCAUUGCGAGCCGGAGUUAAUUGUGCCUGCAGAACCAACACCUUAUGAGUUAAAGCAACUAUCAGACAUAGAUGACCAAGAAGGCCUUCGUUUUCAGAUUCCAUUUAUAAUGUUUUACUCAAACAGUAAUCCAUUGAUGGUUCAUAAAGACCCCAUGAAAGUCAUCAAAGCAGCUCUAGCUAAAGCACUAGUGUAUUAUUACCCUUUUGCAGGUAGGCUUAGGGAAGGACGUAACCGGAAACUUAUGGUGGAUUGCACCGGAGAAGGAAUCUUGUUCGUUGAAGCUGAUGCGGACAUCACACUGGAGCAGCUUGGUGACACAAUACAACCACCAUGCCCAUAUAUUGAUGAGCUUCUUCGAGAUGUUCCUGGCUCUAAUGGUAUAAUUGGAUGCCCUUUGCUACUCAUUCAGGUGACCCGUUUGACAUGCGGAGGAUUCAUCUUUGCGGUACGACUAAACCACACUAUCAGUGAUUCACUUGGAUUGGUGCAAUUCCUCAACACUGUUGCAGAGAUUGCAAGGGGUUCAUGUGUACCAUCGAAACAACCGGUAUGGCAAAGACAUAUCUUAAAUGCACGAGACCCACCAAGAAUUACUUGUAUACAUCACGAGUACGAGAUGGUGAAUAACAACAAAAGCACAACAAUAAUAGAGAACAGCAACAUGGUCCAUUGCUCUUUCUUUUUUGGUCCAAAAGAGAUGAGAUCGAUACGGAAGCAUCUUCCGCCACAACUUCAGACAUGCUCUACCUUUGAGACACUCUCUGCUUUUUUAUGGAAAUGCCGCACGAUCGCGCUUGAGUUUGAUCCAAAUGAUGUUGUUCGUUUAUCAUGCUUUAUCAAUUUGCGUGGUAAGCAACGCAUGAAAUUGCAAGUGCCUAAUGGAUAUUAUGGGAAUGCAUUUGCAUUCCCGACUGUACUUUCCAAGGCUGAAUUACUAUGUAAAAAUCCAUUAGGAUAUGCACUAGAGUUGGUCAAAAAGACAAAGGCAGAAAUGAGCGAAGAGUACAUAAGGUCAGUGGCGGAUCUUAUGGUGAUCAAAGGACGUCCUCCUUAUAUAACAGCUGGGAACUUUCUUGUUGCUGAUACAACACAAGUUGGGUUUUCAGGGAUCGAUUUUGGGUGGGGGAAGCCAGUUUAUGGGGGUCCUAGCGGGGCCAUACCAUUUGUUAGCUUCUAUGCAAGGUUCAAAAACAACAAAGGUGAAGAUGGGGUUGUAGUACCAAUACGGUUGCCUCUCCCUGCAAUGGAAAGGUUUCAACUAGAGUUGUUGAAGAUAACUCAGGAGCCAGUUGAUCAAUCCUAUGGCAUAAUGCCAACAAAAAUUACGUCCAUGCUCUAAAGUGACAUGAGUAUUGUUAGGUUUUAAAUUGUUUAGCUAAAUUCCGAUAUCAAAAUAAAAUGUUUUAAAGGUUGUAAUUGUUGGGAAAAUGGUUUUUCCCAAGUGUUUGGUGGCUAUUUUUAAGCCAAAUUAAAUGUGAGACUCUCGUGUCCUUUAAGGUGGAUCUAAAACAGGAUGUGUUCUCCU
Molecule: messenger RNA, 1629 nt
Organism: Quercus robur (English oak)
Lineage: Eukaryota; Viridiplantae; Streptophyta; Magnoliopsida; Fagales; Fagaceae
Product: methanol O-anthraniloyltransferase-like
Exons: 2
Coding region: 61-1443 (460 amino acids)
Molecular function (GO): acyltransferase activity, transferring groups other than amino-acyl groups
Source: RefSeq, a predicted model, not a curated record